GUUUUCUGUAACCGCAGAAAUGUUUAAAACAGAGAAAUUAAAAGCUUUGGUCAAUGAGAGACUUAAAGCUGCAGCUGAGGAAAUAUUCAGCAUCUUUGAAACAACUAUUAAAGACUAUGAGGAGAAUGUUUGGUGUUCAAAACAGGAGAUCGAGCAACAAAGAAGAAGCCUGGCCGGAUGUAAAGCCCCCCUGCAGCCCUCUGUCCAGGUAAAAUACGCUCCCUCAGAGCAGGAUCUCUGUGAGAGAAAGAUUGACCAGGGUGAGGAUGACCAGGAGCCCCUGGAGAUCAAAGAGGAGCAGGAGGAGAACCUGAGGUCUGCUCCGGCAGGUGAAAAGCAGCAAAAGGAAGCUGAUGCAAAAGCAACAGCGUUCAAUAUAGUUCAUGUGCAAAGCAAUGAGGAAGAUGGAAUUCAGUUCCCACACCAAAACAAAGAAAUGGAUAAUAAAGAAGACAAUUUGCCCGGCAGCAGCUCAUGUAAACAGGUCAAGAAAUCAAAAGCUGAGAAAGAAGACUGUGGUUUAUCAGCCAGUGAUGUUAACAUGAGUGAAACUAGUGAGAAUGAAUGGAGAGAUGGUGGAGGUGUCAUCAUGAAGGAUCCUCAGCACGAGACAGCAGAGAGGCCGUACACCUGCAGCGUUUGCAACAAGACCUUUAGUAUUAAAUCCAUUCUGACUCGCCACAUGAAGACACACACAGGAGAGAAACCUUACAGUUGCGGUGUGUGUGGUAAAAGCUUCAUCCAGCGCUCUUCCCUUCAGACUCACAUGAACUCUCACUCCGGACAGAAGCCGCACACAUGCCGUUUCUGUGGCCGAGGGUUCACACAAGUGGGAAACAUGAACGCCCACAUACGAAUCCACACGGGAGAAAAACCUCACAGCUGCACCGACUGUGGUAAAAGUUUUAGAGAGAAGGCAGAUCUCAUCAAGCACACCAUAAUUCACACUGGUGAGAAACCUUACACUUGCACUGUUUGUGAUAUGAAAUUCAGUGCUCAGUCUAAUCUCACACGACACAUGAAGACACAUUCAGGGGAAAGGCCGUUUAGCUGCACCGCUUGUGGGAAAAGUUUCAUUCGGCGAUCCCAUUUACUUAUUCAUAUGAAGACACACACAGGAGAGAAUAUCUAGACGUACUCCAUGGUAUUUAUUUGAGGGAAGGAAAUGGAUAAGAUAAAAACUCACACCAUUUUAUCCACGUUGUUCCUAAUGUGUUGUACUGUAGGAUCAUGGACUACUAAUUAUGGAAAAAUUAAUAUAAAUGGUCUCAUGAAGAAAAAUAAUUUGUGUUCAGCGCACUUAUUUCUCAAACCUCUUUUUGUUAAACUUGUCAAACAAGGUAAAAAGAAGAAGGAAGGAA
Messenger RNA from Notothenia coriiceps (black rockcod), 1361 nucleotides. RefSeq names its product zinc finger protein 32-like. Gene Ontology annotation, biological process: regulation of gene expression. The coding region runs from base 20 to 1132 and encodes 370 amino acids. Gene Ontology annotation, cellular component: nucleus. Lineage: Eukaryota; Metazoa; Chordata; Actinopteri; Perciformes; Nototheniidae. The transcript has 2 exons. The record is from RefSeq and is a predicted model, not a curated record.